AUGUCAGAGACUCAACCUCCCCCCGAAAGGGAAAGGGAGCGUCUAGGAGUGGGAGCUGCGGGCAUCUUGGAUCUUAAAGCAGCACUAUACAAGGAGCAGCAGGAGGCUCAGCUCACGAAAGAGGACCCAGCAGCUGCUGCAGCGCGCAGGUCACGGCGCACUGCUGGCAUUGACCUGUCAAAGCAUGCGAGGAAGAAUGCUGGGGUUGAGGAGCGAGAUCGCUAUGACAGGGAGCACAUCAAGACACCAGCAGCUCGUUUGGCUGAAAGCUACUCUGCGUUGGAGCGGAAAGCGCGGCUGUAUGACAAACUGGCAUCUGGGCAGCAUGACGACGAGGAUGAGCUGUACAAUGUGGACUUUGUGCGCAAGGGCACCCUCGAUGAUGAGGGGCGGGAGAUGGAGUCUUAUGCCCAUGAAGACACAGCGUCGCAUGCUCCUGUUGAUAGUGCUGCAGCAGCGACAAGAAAGGGAGGCAUGACGAGUGCUGACAUGGAAAUGGAGCAGCAACGGAGGCAAUGGGAGGAGGAUGAAUGGAGUGAGCUGGAGCAGAGAAAGCGCGAGGAGGCUCGCAGGGAUGACAAAAUUGAGGCUCUGGAGAGGAUAGAGGAAGAAACGCAAGAGCUACGGGAGCGCUUGGCCAGGAAAAGGGAACAGAAAGAGGUGCAGGCUCAGCAGCAGCGAGAAAGGAUCAAAGCUGCAUUCUUGAAAAGGCAGGUGGCUGAGAGGAUUAAGGCAGCAGCCAAGCAAAAAGCACAGGGUUGA
This is a messenger RNA of Coccomyxa subellipsoidea C-169, 762 nucleotides long. RefSeq lists its product as hypothetical. The coding region runs from base 1 to 762 and encodes 253 amino acids. The transcript has 5 exons. The record is from RefSeq and is a predicted model, not a curated record. Gene Ontology annotation, cellular component: nucleus. NCBI's taxonomy places the organism in Eukaryota, Viridiplantae, Chlorophyta, Trebouxiophyceae, Coccomyxaceae.